Messenger RNA from Linum tenue, 1621 nucleotides. Lineage: Eukaryota; Viridiplantae; Streptophyta; Magnoliopsida; Malpighiales; Linaceae. The record is from the annotation of a GenBank genome assembly.
UCCUACAUUGAAGUUCUUCGAGAAAGAAGCGAAACCCAAUUGGACAAUCGGCGAAACAGGGGAAGGUGGCAUUGAGUCAGUGGAUACAGGCAACACUUCAUUAAAGAAAAAUUAAGCAAUUACAGUUUCCUUUACCUCCCCUCCAUAAAUGAAGCGCCACUACUCCUUCUGUGAUUCCAUGGCACUCCAAUUUAUACAGAAAGUUUACAGCUUUCGUUUCGGCAGAGUAAUCAAGAGAACAGAGUGUGCUGGGAGAGAAAGGCUUACUCUGUUUUAUACUUUUUGGUUUAAGAGCAGAGCAAUGACGAGUUCAUCAAUUCCCUUCUCCUCGUUUGCAGUUCUGCUGGUGGGUUUGAUCCUCCUCUUCGUCGCCGGACCCGCUUCCUCCCGGAUUCAAAUACCGGCGGCUUUAGUGUUCGGGGAUUCGAUCGUGGAUACGGGGAACAACAACGAGAUCCUGACUUCCCCUGCCAGGUGCAAUUUCCCGCCCUACGGCAGGGAUUUCUACGGCGGAGUUCCCACCGGAAGAUUCUCCAACGGGAAAGUCCCCUCCGAUUUCCUAGGUUGGAAGAGCUUGGGAUUAAGGACACUCUACCGCCGUACAAGGACCCGAAGUUGACGCCGGAGGAUCUACUCACCGGCGUUUGCUUCGCUUCCGGCGGGGUCGGAUACGAUGACUUAUCCUCAAAAACCGCGUCGGUGUCACCAUUGAGCGAACAGCUGAGAGAGUUCAAAGAGUACGCAAGCAGGGUAAAAGCUAUACUUGGAGAAGAAGCAACAGCCAAAUUCUUGGCCGAUAGCUUAGUUAUAAUCGUUCUGAGUAGUAACGACAUAGCCAACACUUACUUCAACAUUCGCCUGAGGGAGCUCCAGUACGACUUCCCUACUUACGCCGACAUUUUGGUCAAAUCCGCAACAAAUUUCGUUAUGGAUCUGUAUUCAGUCGGGUCCCGGAGAAUUGGAGUGUUUGGAGCGCCUCCGCUCGGAUGUAUUCCGUCUAGCAGAACGGUUGCAGGCGGACUAGAAAGGAAGUGCAACGACAAAUAUAAUGAGGCGUCACAGUUGUUCAACUCCAAAUUAUCCGCGGGAUUGAAUUCCUUGAAGGAAAACCUGGACACUGCUACUAGAAUCGUAUACAUCGACGUCUAUAAUCCCCUCCUGGAGGUCAUCAACAAUUAUCAAUCCUAUGGGUUCGAGGUAGCGAAUAAAGGGUGCUGCGGGACGGGGAACCUCGAAGUUUCGGUGUCGUGCAACAAGUUCAGCCCCUUUACUUGCCCGGAUGCUUCCAAAUACGUGUUUUGGGACAGCUACCAUCCGUCGGAGAAGGCAUACAAGCUUCUGGUGAGUAAGCUUCUUACCAAGUACGUGCCUCAAUUAAUGUAGCAGAGUCGCCGGCCGGGGGCAGAGGCUACGCCGGAACGAGGGGAAGAAGGUUCCAAAAUUGGUUAUGUUGCAUGGGGGUGUCUUUGAAUAGUGUGUAAAAUGAGUUCGUCAACGAUUCCUCUCACUGUGAAAUUUUUAUUUAUAAAUGGGACGUGAUGAUUGGUGGAGAAGAAAAAAGGGGAAGAGAAUUCUACAUUAUCACCAUAGUAAGCAGUAACAGUGUCGGCAUUGGGCAUUC